Messenger RNA from Amorphotheca resinae ATCC 22711, 456 nucleotides. RefSeq lists its product as hypothetical. Gene Ontology annotation, cellular component: cytoplasm; nucleus. The coding region runs from base 1 to 456 and encodes 151 amino acids. The transcript is spliced from 5 exons. Lineage: Eukaryota; Fungi; Ascomycota; Leotiomycetes; Helotiales; Amorphothecaceae. Gene Ontology annotation, molecular function: diaminohydroxyphosphoribosylaminopyrimidine deaminase activity. The record is from RefSeq and is a predicted model, not a curated record.
AUGAACGACCAGGAGGCCUUCGCGAUCGCCGUCGAGGAAGCAAAGAUUAGUUACAAAGAAGGCGGGGUUCCUAUAGGUGCCGCCUUGGUCUCUAGAGAUGGCAAGCUACUUGGACGCGGUCACAAUAUGCGGGUCCAGAAAGGCUCUGCCAUUCACCACGGUGAGACCGCAGCAUUAGAGAACUCAGGACGUCUCCCUGCUUCGGCAUACCGGGGCGCGACCAUGUACACGACUACUGGUGCCUGUAUUCUUUACGGCGUUUCUCGUGUUGUAAUUGGGGAGAACAACACUUUCCUAGGCGGAGAGGCAUACUUAAAACAGAGAGGUAUCGAGGUCGUGAACAUGCAAAGCAAGGAGUGUCAGGAUCUGAUGGAACAAUUCAUUAAAGAGAAGCCAGAGGUCUGGAACGAGGAUAUUGGUGAAGAGGAGAGAGUCCACUCCAAAGAGAAGAAGUGA